AUGGAUGUAAUUAAUCUAACAAAAAUAUCUAACUAUUAUAAUGAGAACGAAAGGUAAAUCUCAUCAAGAUUAAAUUAUAAUUAACCAAAAUCAUCCAGAACUCUAAAUGCUACUCCUCCUUGUGUAGAGGCUGUUAGAUCAAAACCUCUUAUUAAAAUUGAAAGGAAAGUAAGAUCACCAAUGGCACAAAAACUAAAUGAUCUGGAUUUUGGAUAUUUGUAAGAGUUAGAUAGAAAAAAAAUGUUUAUGAUGAUUCGUUUGGGACAUAUCAAAGACCCAUCUAAAUUGAAUCCUGUUCAUAAUUAUAAUAAAAUUCCAGUUCUUCCAUCCAAAAAAAAAAGAAUAAACUUAACUCCAUCUCCAAGAAGAAUUGAAUCUAAAACUGUAUAAAUAACAGAUAUACCUUUACCAAUGUUUAGUAUGAAAAUUGUUGAUGAUCCCUAUUAAAUUCAAGAAUAAUGCAAAUAAAAUACAUAAAAACUCUUCAAAAAACAAAAGAGAUUGAAUAUUAUUAAUAAAAGAAUACUUAAUAAAUAUUCUAAUUAUUGA
This is a messenger RNA of Paramecium sonneborni, 549 nucleotides long. The record is from the annotation of a GenBank genome assembly. Lineage: Eukaryota; Ciliophora; Oligohymenophorea; Peniculida; Parameciidae.